This is a messenger RNA of Aureobasidium subglaciale EXF-2481, 942 nucleotides long. RefSeq lists its product as uncharacterized. The transcript has 3 exons. The record is from RefSeq and is a predicted model, not a curated record. The coding region runs from base 1 to 762 and encodes 253 amino acids. NCBI's taxonomy places the organism in Eukaryota, Fungi, Ascomycota, Dothideomycetes, Dothideales, Saccotheciaceae.
AUGCCUCUCGUUGACUCUGAAUCAGCGACUCCUACGUUGGUCAGAGUAUUACGGCACCCUGUCACGUAUGCGGGCAAGACUGUUUCAGAAGACCAAAUCGGCAGCUCAGCGCUCUUCUACAUUCGUGUUGCAUCGUUCCUUCAAGACGAGUCUCUUUUCCGUUGGGCACUCGAUAAGAGUCCCCUCUUCUCGACCGGAUUUUGCUCCAGUGUGAGCUCGCAGGAUAUGCGCCUGGGCGAUCUACCUGCCCAAGUCCAACCUUUUCCCGAUGCAGAUACCUUUACGACUGACGAAUGGAAGUUGGUGCUUAUGACCUGGAACUCGUGGCUACUUGAGCGCGCAGCAAAGAGUAGAGCAGAGCAUCGAAAUGUCGACGCAUCUAUCUUGGCUUUGCAUUCCAUUGCCGUCUCUCAUAUCGUUCUGCCCUACUGGAGCUACAAGUUCACUCCGCUGGUCGCUGAGAAAGCGAAGGACUAUCUCAUGCACUCUCUGAUUGACGCUAAAGAGAUUAUCGCCAGACACAUGACAGUCGAUCAAAACGAGUUGCUGGGCUUCAGACUGAACAACCAUGGUUUUUUUCAAAAGUAUGGUUAUCCGUGGCAUUACCAAUCUGCAGACGACACAGAUGCAGAGUUGUUCAUGUUUGUAGCUACCACCGAUUUACUGACGAUGGAUGAAGACUUGAGCCUGACUCCCCAGCAAGCAGGGUGUCGAAGCGGUAGAGAUACAGUAGAUAGAGCAGAUACGAUCUUGCAGCUUUGAGUGUUAGCACCUUUCUGGUUCUACUUCACCUCGUCUUGAUAGCGAUCUAGGAAAUCAGACCUAAUUCAUCAUCGAUGACGUACUGCCCCAGCCAUCUCAUCUACACAGACAGGGUGCUACUCCUGACAGGCAUUCCAAACAAUGUCGACGACAUUAAACCACCAUCUUUAAUCAUUUUCC